AUGGAGAUAACAACCGAUAUUGCUACCACCAGCAAUACAAACGCCCCCGGAAUCAUCACAAGCAUGAAACGUGAGUUUCACAAAGCCGCGAUGAAAGGUAACAUCGAUGCGUUUAGAGGAAAGGAUGGUGAGCAAAUUGAGAACAUACUGACCCCAAAUAAAAACACAAUCCUUCAUGUACACCUCAUAAACAACAACAGUAACGAUGUAUCAGAAAUAUUUGUGGAAGAGGUUCUAGCAAAACAAGAAGAUGAAAAUGGUUGGGUGCCACUUCACUUGGCAGCACUUUGUUCAAGUUCAAGUAUGGUAGAGGUGUUGCUAAGGAAUGAUAGCAGUACAGCAUAUAUGAGAGACAACAAGGGAAGGACGGCUCUUAACAUUGCAGCACUUCGUACAGAUCCUUUUAAAAUGGAAGAAGUAACGAAAACGAUAAUAGAAAACUGUCCAGAUUGCUAUGAGUUGGUGGAUGACAAGGGCUCCAAUUCCAUUCACUAUACUACUAUGGAAGAUAGGAUUCUACAAGAUGCACCACUAGUAAGCAGCAUGUACAAUGAGAAAGAUGAUGAUGGCAACAUCCCCCUUCACAUCCUUGCCCAUCUUGCUCCCAUAUAUGCUGGCAGAGAAUUUUCUUGUGAUCCUUUACUAGAAAGACGACAUCCAAGAGUGGACACAAUGGUGGGUGGACGAGUUAUAAAUAAACAUGUUAGAAAGAAGGAAGUAGAGAAGAGACAUGAUGAAGCUGUUGAUAAAAAGAAGGAACAACAUAAGAAAGAUUAUCGAGAUGAUUAUGAUGUAAUGGCAUCAACCAACGCCGUAGUGGCAAUAUUAAUUGCAACAGUAACAUUUGCAGCAGGAUUUACGCUGCCUGGAGGACUGAUACAAGAGGGAAAACAUCAGGGCUCUCCCAUUUUGAAGUAUAAUGCGGCUUUUAUAGCAUUUGUUAUAACGGACUGCCUCUCAUUUGUUCUCUCUGUUUGUACUGUUCUUGUUCUUUUUUUGUCGUCACUUUUAAGAUGGAAGAAGAAGGUGUAUGCAUUGGUGUUGAGAGACUGUAAGCGUUUAACAAUGGAGGCAACGGGAUUCAUGAUACUAGCAUUUGGGACGGAAGUGUAUGCUGUGCUAGGUGUUUCCACAGGUUUUGGUGUUCGCAGUCUUUUGAUUGUAUUGUCCUUUUUCGUCAUCUUUAUUGGAUUCUCUUGGAGAGCAAUAGUCACUAUGAGAAAUCGACAAAUCUAUCUCCCUGGUUACGAUUUUUUGAAACUAAGAGACAUUCAAUUGUCUGAUGCUCUCUAA
Molecule: messenger RNA, 1293 nt
Organism: Prosopis cineraria
Lineage: Eukaryota; Viridiplantae; Streptophyta; Magnoliopsida; Fabales; Fabaceae
Product: ankyrin repeat-containing protein ITN1-like
Exons: 3
Coding region: 1-1293 (430 amino acids)
Cellular component (GO): plasma membrane
Molecular function (GO): protein phosphatase 1 binding; protein phosphatase regulator activity
Source: RefSeq, a predicted model, not a curated record